Messenger RNA from Aegilops tauschii subsp. strangulata, 748 nucleotides. Lineage: Eukaryota; Viridiplantae; Streptophyta; Magnoliopsida; Poales; Poaceae. The record is from RefSeq and is a predicted model, not a curated record.
CUCUCCACACAACACACACGCGCGCACACACAAAGCGCAGCAGGUUCAACACUAGCUACAAUCACAAGUAGGCAGCAAUGGCGAGGCAUCGCCUCCUCGCCGUGCUCCUCAUCGGCAUAGUUGCAGCCUCCGCCUUCAACCAAGCAGCUGUGGCUGGCCGAGGCCUUGCUGCCAUCGAGAAGUUUGCAGAGCUAGAGCCAAAGCCAGAACCUAAACAAGAGCUAAUGCCCAAACCUAUGCCACACACAGAGCCAGAGCCAUGCAAACCUGAACCGACGCCCAAACCCAAACCAAAGCCCGAACAAAAGCCUGGACAUAAGCCUGAGCCAGAACCCAAGCCCAAGCCGAUGCCAAAACCGAAGCCCGAGCCCUGCUCCAAACCAAAGCUGGUGCCAAAACCCGAACCAAAGCCAGAGCCCAAGCCUGAACCUGAACCGAAACCGAAGCCGCCUCCAAAGUGCAAACCACCGACAACGCACAAUUGAUGGGAUGCUUAUAUAUGAGAGUUGAUGGAGGAGACCCCGCACGGAGCCACACUGUGCUAUUUCUAGAAUAAGUGGUGUAGUACUCCUUGUAUUCCAUUUCUUUCUAUUUUUCCAUGCAGAGUACGUACUAGUACUCUGUAAUUACUAUUUGCUUGUUGGUAUAUGUUCAUCUACUUUGUAUGUGACUGACUCGUUGUUCUUUUGAGUAUCUACGCAUGAUUGUAUUCAUUCACAUCAAUGAGCUAUUUCGUUAGUGGACUGCA